UCUAAGUUUAAAAAUAUCUAUGAGCAUACUUUGUGUCAAAAAAGAUAUCUCUUAGCAUAGUUACAAAAAUAAGAAGGAAGAGAUAGACAUGAAGAAAAAAAGUUUGGACAGAAGAAAAGACAUAUAACAUGCGUGUGUCUUUGUUCGUUUGUAACAGAAAGUGAGGUGAACAUGAUGUCAUCCAAUUUGCUACAAUUAUCCAAAAUCAGAAGAAGCAAUCGCUCUGUUUCUAAUUCAUUCUCACUUCGAAUCUCUGCCACCUGCGAUGACCGCUCUCAUGCUCCAUCUUGUAUAUAUGUUGGCCCUCUUCAAACCGCCACCAAAGAGACCCUUGAAGCUCUUUAUUCUCAAGCAAGGGAUGCAUAUUACAGUGGUGAGCCUUUGAUAGUUGAUGACAUGUUUGAUAGAGUAGAGUUGAAGCUAAAGUGGUUUGGUUCUAAGUCAGUUGUGAAGUAUCCCCGAUGCAGUAUCAGGAGGCAAUCAACUUAUUCUGAUGCUCAGGAAGAUUUGUCUAUGGUUUUUGCAUUGGCAAGUACAUGGACACUGAUUUUUGCAUUUGGCAGUUCAGCAUGUGUUGGUCCAAUGUUGUACACAGUCACCUUGGCUUAUCAAAAUGCAUUUGAUUUAGGAUUAUCGUAUGGUACUAGCCAAGCAUCAGAACUAAGACCUCUUUUCAUGGUGAAUACCGUUAUCUUCAUGGCACUUGGUUUUGUCAUAGGAUAUCCAGUUGCUUCAGCUUCAGUUAAAGUACUUGAAGGCUUGUGGAGGAAUGGCUUGGCGGCAUUGAAGGGUUCAUGUCCAAAUUGUGGAGAAGAGGUAUUUGCAUUUGUAAGAACGGACAAGGCUAAUAACUCACCCCAUAGAGCACAGUGCCAUGUGUGUGAAUGCCUAUUGGAAUUUCGCACCGAAGUUGAGCAAUCAACUUCAAGAUUCGGUAGACAAUGGGUUUAUGGACGUAUUUAUCUUGUUCGUAGAUCCAGACGCCAAAGGGAGCUGUAAAUUUUCUUCCCAUCAUCUGUGACUAUGAUUGUCAAUAUUAAAGAAAGGAAUACAAGCAACUUCUGUUUAGUUCUUAAUUAUAGUCACAGAACCCAAUUUGUACACUUCUAGCAUGGAAUGAGUUUAUUGAUUUAUUUGAUUCGAUUGUGUUAUUGAUAACAAUUGAAGUUUUCAGAGGAUUAUAGAUAUUGAAAUGUAAUCUUGGAGAUGAAGGGUCAAAUAUAAACCAACAUACAUGAGCUUAA
Cicer arietinum (chickpea) is the source of this 1244-nucleotide messenger RNA. RefSeq lists its product as uncharacterized. Gene Ontology annotation, molecular function: oxidoreductase activity, acting on iron-sulfur proteins as donors. Lineage: Eukaryota; Viridiplantae; Streptophyta; Magnoliopsida; Fabales; Fabaceae. The record is from RefSeq and is a predicted model, not a curated record. Gene Ontology annotation, cellular component: chloroplast thylakoid membrane. Gene Ontology annotation, biological process: photosynthetic electron transport in photosystem I.